Mercenaria mercenaria is the source of this 1777-nucleotide messenger RNA. RefSeq names its product zinc finger protein 479-like. The transcript has 2 exons. Lineage: Eukaryota; Metazoa; Mollusca; Bivalvia; Venerida; Veneridae. Bases 680 to 1426 code for a protein of 248 amino acids. The record is from RefSeq and is a predicted model, not a curated record.
CAUUUGUAAGCCAUAAUUUACGCUAUGUAAAAAUACAUAUGUAGACAAUGGAUUACUAUAGAAAAAAGACAUUCUAAGUGAACUUAAAAGUAUACACACUUGGCAUAAGUCAUUCCUGUCAGAAAAGAUUGUUAGGUGGAUACACAUAUUGAACUGAACAUGUCGAAGAGUAGAUGACCAGCUUCCAUACUGCGCAGUAUAGGAUAAGAUGAUAUACCUGUUUAUUUCACGAACACUGAAGAACGUGUAUAAUAUGGAGAUAUCUGUUUAUCUUAGCAAGAUCUGAAACUGGUAGGGUACAUGCCUAAUCUCAAUAAUAUAAACAAAAACAAGUCAUUCUGUAACAGCAAAAAGCACUUUCAGUAUGAAGUUCGUAUUUAAAGAAAGGCAGUGCACCACAUUGAAAAUGAAAGAGACACAUAUAUAUUCAUUAAGGAGAAUAUCCGUUCAAGUGUGAGAUUUGCAUAAACGUCUUUGCAUGGAAAUCCAAGUUGAAUAUGCAUAUGCAUAUCGUAUUAAGAAAUGACAUUCUGUAUAAACAUAUAACUAGCCUUUAGGUCACUCAAGACCUUUACUUGCAUCAUACAGGAAUUUUGUAUAAAAAUAUUUGCAGGAACUAUCAGUAAUUUGAAAUUUUUGAAACCAGAUCGUUAUUCUACAAAGUUCAUGCAUGUAAAUUAUGGAGACAGAAACUGGCUUUAGCGAUCGUUAUUUUCAGUGUCAAAUAUGCAAAAGACCUUUCAUGAAUUCCAGUCAGUUAAAACAGCACAUGAACAGUCAUACUGGAGAGGAUCCGUACGAAUGUGAAAUAUGUAAGGAAACUUGCAUGACCCAAUCACUUUUAGAGGACCACAAACGUAUUCAUACUGGAGAAGAACCAUUCGAAUGUGGAAUAUGUCAGAAAACGUUUAUGGUAUCUCAGAGUUUAAAAAGACACAUGCGUAUACAUUCUAGGGUGAAUCUGAACAAGUGUGAAAUUUGCAGUAGAUCUAAUGAGCGACAGUUUGUGUGUGACAUAUGCAAGAAAGUGUUCACUCAGAGAGGUUCUUUAAAGAGACACCAACUUGUUCAUUCAAACGAACAAGCUUACAAGUGUAAAGAAUGUGGUAAACCGUUCAGAUAUAUUGACAAUUUGAAGAAACACAUGGUUACGCAUAUUAAUGAACGCCUUUUUGAAUGUGAUGUAUGUCGUAAGUCGUUUAGCCUGAAAGAAAGUCUGAAGAGACAUAAACGUAUUCAUACGGGUGAACGCCCAUACAAGUGUGAAAUGUGCAGUAAAUGUUUCAAAGAUACCUGGUCAUUAAAUAAUCAUAAGCGGAUUCACACUGGUGACAAACUAUACGAGUGUGAAACAUGCCGGAAGUGUUUCGUGUAUUCUAGAAGCUUAUGGAGACACAAGCGUAUUCAUACGUGUGAACGGAUGUGAAAUUUAUUGUAAAUCUUUUCCUUAUUCCUGGGAGUUAAAUAGGCAUAGGCUUGAACAUAAUGCUUAGAAACCUUUAGAGUGUGAAACAUGUGGAAAACAAAGUCGGGAAUCCCGACGGGAUAUCUAAUGAAACUAUGCAUAUUCAUUCUCGAGAACAUAGAUAUGAGUCUGAGAUUAGCUAAAAAAAGUAUUUUAUGAUGAAAUAUAAUUUGAUUUUCAAAUGAUAAGUUGUUUCCUAGUGUUAACUAAAACAAAAGUCUUCUAAAUUAUAUUAGAAAUCCAAUUCGUUUAAUGAUCUAUAUCCUUUGUAAUCCCUUACCAUGGUUACAUGAUUAAAGUGUGAAAACUGUA